AUGUACGAGGACAGCGACGAAAGUUCGCCGUUUGUGAUGCUCUCAUCGCCCACCAAGUCUUGGCCGGCUAGUUACGGAAAAAAGAACGGCAUGUGGUACGCCUCGCCCGGUAACCAGGGUUGGGGCUCAAAACCGGCCAGUCGUAAGCCAUCAAUUAUGGAAGCAGACUUGGGCACAUUAUCAACCACAUCGGGUUCGAUCAAACGCAGCGCUGGACGUGUUAUACGCAUCAUCAAUAAUUUGGAUCAUUCGGUGCAGUGUCGCGUACUGUUGAAUUUGCGCACAUCACAGCCAUUCGAAGAAGUUUUAGAGGAUUUGGGUCAAGUGUUGAAAAUAAAUGGUGCAAAGAAAAUGUACACCGGCACGGGACAAGAGGUUCGCAGUUUUUCACAGCUACGCAAUGAAUUUGCGGACGUUGACACAUUUUAUCUAGCAACUGGCACUGCCUUAAUUGCCGGUUCGCCUAUUAGGCGUUCUCGUUCGCGCCCUUCGGUUGUUGCUGCAGCGCCCAUUCUACCCACAGAAGAACUGCCUAAGGUUCCUUUGCGCGGAGCACGUCCACGCAGUAAAAGCCGUCCACGCAUUCUGUAUGCCCCUGAGAGUGAAAUAUUACGUGCGAACGGUGAAUAUAGUAUGUUGGAUAUUAUGAAAGAAGAGCCCACCAAAGUGACUAUACGUGGAUUGCGGCGUACUUUCUAUCCGCCAUUACAUCAUGCACCCGCGGAUAAUACACCGCCAGACAAAAAAUUACAGCUGCAAUGGGUUCACGGCUAUCGCGGCAUCGAUGCGCGCCGCAAUCUCUGGGUGUUACCAUCAGGUGAGCUGUUGUAUUAUGUAGCCGCUGUGGCAGUACUGUUGGAUCGAGAAGAGGACGCACAGCGACACUAUACAGGACACACAGAAGAUAUUAUGUGCAUGGACGUACAUCCUUCACGCGAAUUAGUCGCUUCUGGGCAAAAAGCUGGGCGUGAUCGUAAAUCUCAAGCGCAUGUACGCAUUUGGAGCACAGAGUCACUACAGACGCUUUAUGUGUUCGGUAUGGGCGAAUUGGAUAGUGGCGUUACGGCGGUAGCCUUUUCACAAUUGAACGGGGGCAGCUACAUUUUAGCAGUUGAUAGCGGGCGUGAAAGCAUACUCUCUGUGUGGCAGUGGCAAUGGGGUCAUCUGCUGGGAAAAGUGGCAACACUACAAGAAGGUCUGUCUGGUGCCGCUUUUCAUCCGCUGGAUGAUAAUCUUAUUAUUACACAUGGGCGUGGUCAUUUGGCGUUCUGGCAUCGCCGCAAAGAUGGCUUUUUCGAACGCACCGAUAUUGUUAAACAACCGUCGCGCUCGCAUGUGACCAGCGUGCAAUUCGAGCCAGACGGCGACGUUAUCACUGCCGAUUCCGAUGGUUUUAUCACCAUUUACUCGGUCGACUCGGAUGGUGCAUACUUUGUGCGCACCGAAUUCGAGGCACAUAACAAAGGUAUUGGUUGCCUAAUUAUGCUGGGCGAAGGAACGCUACUGUCAGGUGGUGAGAAAGAUCGUAAAAUUGCUGCCUGGGACUCGUUGCAAAACUACAAGAAAAUCGCUGAUACUAAACUUCCAGAGGCCGCUGGCGGCGUACGCACCAUUUAUCCACAACGUCCCGGACGCAAUGAUGGUAAUAUUUAUGUUGGCACUACGCGCAAUAACAUUUUAGAGGGUUCACUGCAGCGUCGCUUUACCCAAGUUGUAUUCGGUCACGGUCGUCAAUUGUGGGGUCUAGCUGCUCAUCCAGAGGAUGAGGUAUUCGCUACUGCCGGUCAUGAUAAGCACAUUGCGCUGUGGCGCAAGAACAAGUUGAUUUGGACCAUACAAACAGGUUACGAGUGUGUUUCAUUAGCUUUUCAUCCAUUUGGCACUGCCCUGGCUGCUGGCAGCACUGAGGGCCAUUUACUUGUCAUCAAUUGUGAAAACGGUUCGGUUAUGUUAACGUUGCGGGUCUGUGGUUCGCCGCUGAACUGUGUGGCCUAUAAUCAAGUGGGUGAUAUGAUUGCUAUGGGUUCACAAAAUGGCAGCAUCUACUUAUUCCGUGUAUCGCGCGAUGGUUUCUCAUACAAAAAAGUGAACAAGAUACGCGGUUCGCAGCCACUCACACAUUUGGACUGGAGCAUGGAUGGCAAUUUCGUGCAAACUGUCACCAUCGAUUUCGAUCUACUCUUCUGGGAUGCUAAAUCACUGUCGCCGGAACGCAGCCCGAUCGCCAUGAAAGAUGUCAAAUGGUUGACUAGCAAUUGCACAGUUGGCUUUCUGGUGGCGGGUAUGUGGAGCAAUCGUUACUACAGCAACAAUAAUACUAUUAUUGCAACAUGCAGCCGUUCGGCGGCGCAAGAUAUGCUUGUUUCCGGCGAUGCCGAUGGUUACUUGCGUAUUUUCAGAUACCCCUGCAUCAAUCCGCGCUCCGAGUUUCAUGAAGCGAAAGUCUAUUCGGGCAUGUUGGCAUGUGCGCGUUUUCUAUACGGCGAUCAAACUGUGGUGACAGUGGGCGGCACAGACGCCUCACUGAUGGUGUGGGACCUGGUAGAGGAAUAG
Anastrepha obliqua is the source of this 2553-nucleotide messenger RNA. RefSeq names its product echinoderm microtubule-associated protein-like CG42247 (gene DCX-EMAP). Lineage: Eukaryota; Metazoa; Arthropoda; Insecta; Diptera; Tephritidae. Gene Ontology annotation, cellular component: mitotic spindle. The transcript is spliced from 11 exons. Gene Ontology annotation, molecular function: microtubule binding. The record is from RefSeq and is a predicted model, not a curated record. Gene Ontology annotation, biological process: microtubule cytoskeleton organization; intracellular signal transduction. The coding region runs from base 1 to 2553 and encodes 850 amino acids.